AUGGCAGGUCUGAUUAUAGUUGCCCUGGUCUUUGGACUACUCCACGCCUCGACAAGUAAGUCUUCAAAUAUGCGCAUUCUCGAUUUACCAACCCUUUUUUUGUUGCAAUCUUAUGUUUUUCUUAGUAACUCUGGCUUUUUGCUUUGUAUCGGAAGUUAAAUUUAGACCUGCAGUUUUUUCACCGCUGCUUGAGAAAAUAGGAUAUUUCUUUACAAUAUGAGCAGAAUAGUGGGCUUGAAGGAGGGGUUUAGACUUUUUUAUUUUGGUUCCUAGUGCACAGUAUUUUUUUUAAGUGAAAAAAAAUUUCAUAGCGUAGUAAAAAGAGAUUUGGAAAAAAUAGGUUUUUUGAGCAGAAAUCUAACCGAAAAAUAGAGUUUUUUUUAGAAUUUGGAAGUCUAGUCUAACUUUCUCCAUUAUUUUUUUAAUUCAAAAUUUAUUUUCGAUAGAGAUAAUUUCAAUGCUUUUUGUCAUGAAAUCGUUCAUAUAAGUUGCUUGAUUCAGCCCAGUUUAUGUAAAGUUUUGAAAAGAAAAUUUGGAAUAGUUUACAAAAAAAAAGUUCGUCUCUACAGUUUCUUUUUUUCAAGUCAUCGCUUAUAUAAUAUUAUUUAUUUACAGGCAGAACAAAAUAAUAUGUACAGAAAAAAAAGAGAAAAAAAUUUGGCAUUAAGCCUGAAAUAAAUAAAUAAAAAGGCACUUGAGGCCCUCACGAGCCUCUGAGCCAGUAAUGAAAGAAUAAGAGGUGAGGAUUUCACAAAGGUAAAAAAAAGUAAAUAGAAAAAGAAAGUAUAAGUUAUGACACAGUGUAGCACAGGUGAGUGGGGAAUUUAAUCGUUUGUAAUGAUAUAGACGCGCAUAAGAUGGAUUAGAGUAGGGCUGAAGCACGGGUGCCUGGUUCAACGGAGUCUGCUGGGAAUAGAUCCAAAAAAAGGAAAUUGUUAUCGAGGGAUAGUAACAAAGACCUGAAACGUUCUGGAGAAACAUUGAGGUUUCCCAAUGUAGCCAGUUUAUUCCAAAGAGGGAUGAACGUCUCAAAGAAAUUUUCGAAACGAAUCCCUACUCUGAUAAGACGUGAUGGAGCACGUACCGAAUUCGAUCUCCUGAAAACACUGUGAGCAACUGGCAAAUGACUCUCCUUAAUAUAAAUUUUAUGUAGUGUUCUUAGACAAAAUUCGACUCGUCUUCUAAAAAGAGAGUUUGUGUUAAUCUGAGCUAACCUGUCUUCAUAACUAGAAAACCUAAUGUUUGAUCUCAUGAAUGUUUGGCGAGUAAAUUGACGGAAGAUGUUUUCGAGGGUGUAAGAUAGUUCUGAAGCUAGGGGGGGACUGAACAACUCACAACAGUAGUCCAUAUAGGGAGCAACGUAAGUAAGAAAAAUCCGGCUCAUUAGAGCGGGAGACAGGGCGCGGAACGCUCUGAUGAUUUGUUUACUUUUUAGUUUGCAUAAGGCUAUAACUUUGCGAAGGUGAGGCUCAAAUGUUAGUUUGUUAUCAAUAAGAAUGCCUAGAUCGCGAACAGCUUCCGCGGAUGAGAUAGUUAUAUUAUUUAUAGUAUACAGAACAUGAGGGUUGCUACGGCCUAGAUGGAGAAGGGUGGUUUUGUGUUCGGCCAGGGGAAGACCCCAUUGACUAGACCAUUGGAAAACGUCGUUGAGACCUUGCUGAAGCGCUAUAGGAUCGUCAGAAAAAAUUUUAAGAUCAUCAGCAAAAAGAUAAGCCUUUACAUUAUCAGAUAAGUUGCUGAUAAUGUCAUUAAUGAAUAUUAUAAAUAAGAGUGGGCCGCAGACUGUUCCUUGCAUCGCUUGUCACAGCUUUGAGUAAUCUUCAGUUUUUUUCCCCCUAAUCAAGGAUCUCUCAUCUUUUAGAUCGAUCUCAAUUUCAGAAAAUGCAUAAUUUUUAGCCACCUCAUUUCCAUUCUCAAUUCCAUACAUUUUAGUCUUUUUCAAGGUUCAAUUGGGUUAACUAGGCUAAUAUCUCCUUUUUAAUUUCGUUCUGGCUGCCCUUCCACCAUCAAAGAUGCUUUGAACGGGAUGAUGGAAUGAAAGUUUUUCCAUGUUGGAAGCUCCGAUGGGUGAAAAUUGGAUCUGGGCCCAGAUUAGCAGUGUUUCUAGGCGUGUGAAGCACUUGUCCUGGAGUGCAAGGGCCGUCGGACUCCUUUUAUUCUACUCAUUCCAUUCUUCUCCACAAUCAUCAUUUCAUUGCACGGAGAAAGGGCAUUUUUGCUUCUUGAGACCUCUUUGGUGAGUUAGAAGUCACUUAAGCAGUACAAGAGGAGCCUAUAGAAGAUUUUUCCAAAAUCCAGAAUUAUCCAAGUUCUACGGUUGAACUUAAACCAUAUGGUCGCGAUAUCUUCUUUCAUGGCAACUGUAUAAUUUUUAAGUACCCAUGUAAAUUUUUGUUUCUUCCUAAUAAGUUCCACCGCUUCGUCUGAAAACAAGAACCGAAAAUCUUAUUUAUUAUUACUAGAAAGCUUUUCGCGCCAAAUUUGGCGUCUCUGCCACGCAAGAAGUAUCAUUUUACACGGACAAGACUACAUUUCAAGAAAGCAAAGAUUUAUCGGUAGUAGAGCUAAUAAAUUUUUUCUCAUAGACACGCAAUUCAAUGAGAUGAUCCACAUUUUCUGGAAUGAAACGAUAAAUUUGUACAGAGUGUAAUGAAAGAAAAAAUGGUUGCUUUCCUCUCGACAGCCAAAGAUGAAUGAACAAAGAGCCAUUUGAUGGAAGAUCCGUUGCCCUAACGUGUAUUAAUGAGGUACCAGAAAAGCGUAUAUCGUAAGUAAAUUAAGAGCGAUCAAGUAUGCGCCGCUGGCUAUGAAUGAGCCGCUUUCCCACCGGGAAUUACGUCUUUUAACGGCCUUUUCCAAUUCUUUUUCGGUCAGUGUUUCCAAUUGCAGGCUUUAUUAGGAUUGAUGGUGGCAGUUAACUUCGAUUCAAUCCGCUUUUCAAAUAUUUAUAGACUUUUGCGGCUUUUAUAAAGUGCAGCCAUCCAUAGUUGGGCUCAAAAACCAAUUCUCCUUUCUUUUUUUGCGCAUUGAAGUUAUAAAAAAAAUAAAAUAGUUAUUUUUGAGGAAAAGACGUCAUUCACAGGAGCAGUGUCGCUUUUUUUGGUUUUCUUUGGUAGCAAAAAAACAAUCUUUAGGCGGAAAAAUUUUAAUGGGUGAAGAAUGAAGACACACUGUUAGAAGUUUUAAAAGAGAAAAACCGACGAACUAGUGGAAAAUUUUUCUUCUUUUAUUCGGCUAAAAGAUGAAACAGGAAAACUCAAAUGGUUUCAUACAAACAUGGUUUUUGGAGACCGCCGAACAAAUUUUGAAGUAUUUUUUCGUUUUAACUUUCAAAUGAUCAGAAUGCUUAGCUUUUCAAGCUUCCAAAGAUUUUUUUCUCUCGAAAACUGGCGAAAUUUCCGGCUUAUUUUUUGUACGAGAAAAUCAUUACCUGUUUAGGUAGCUCUUUUUUUCUUUCUUGGAUGUAAAAUUUAUUCUGACGAAUUCAAUGAGUCGUAACAGUCGAAGUUUCAAGGAAUAGCAAAGUUUCAACUAAUUCCUUAAAAAGAGACUUCGAUCUCUCGAACUUUAAAAAUUAAUACUUGAAAAGUGUUGGCGUCGAUUCAUUCUAAACAAAAAUAGCUUCUUUUCAUGGUCACCAGAUACCAAUCCCAUUCGAAGAGCAAGCAAAAACAAUUUGUUCAAAAUUAUAAGUUCCUGCUUUCGCCAUCCUUCAUUCAUAACGACCACAUCAAGGCUUUUCAAAGACUCCUCUCCCAGUUUUUCCACGCCCAUAUGUCGAACUGAAGCACGCAUAUUUCGACGAGGCCCGUCGCAUAUUCAAAUGCGUGGAAAAAAAGCAUUUAUGACGCGCCGAUGGACUUUCGACGGAACGUCGUUGAGCCAAUAGCAAAAAAAAAAACGAGCCCAAAAAGUAAAAGAGUCGUGUUUGAAGAUGAAGAGGCGCGCGACGCCAUCAGGGAUUAUGACAAGGCGAAGCGCCGUUCGCCAGAAACGGGGACGAAAAAAGUUGCAAUUGGCCUUCCUUGUCCUCCUUUGCUUUCUUUUCUAAUCUUUCCUUACUUUUUCCCUGAGUUUGCCAAGUCAGUUUGUUAGAAGUUUUGCUAAAAAUUUCCUGUUCAUUUAUCGCGUUUCUAUCUAUUUCUUGUCAGUACUAUUUUUUUAGAAUACUCAAUUUUUUUAAACUACCUUAAAUCUACUAUCAAUCAGUUUUUAAUUUGUUUUUGUUCAAUCAUCAGCGUAUUUUGAGUAAGUCUAGAUUUUCCUGAAAAUAAUCGAAAAUUUUUUGGAGCUCUGUUCGAAAAAAAAGGCUAAAAUCGAGCGCUUUUCUGAUGAUAAUAUUGUCUUGGAAAUCUUACGAAAAUAAGACUGAAGCUGCAUUAUUUUUUUGGAUGGUCAUUGGGUUUUUUUGAACUAUUUUUUUCGAAAUAAACUUUUUUUCAGAAAAACUCAUUUCAGCUAGUUUCAUGAUAUUUCAUUUAUUUUGUUAUUUCAUAGGUUUCAAUUUCAGUUUGACAUGGAUUUCUCACAGGCAUCCAAAGCUUAAUGGUGAAGAUAUUAGAGGAAAAUUAAGCUUUUUGAAAGGUGUCUCUGAAAUUUUCGAUAAAUAUUUGACGUUUUUUUCAUGAAUAUAUCGAUUUACCUAUAAUUUAUUCUAACUAUGCUUCAGCUUUCUGUUAUAUUAAAAAAAACGAGUGAUGAGCUAUUUUUAAUAGAAAGUUUUUCAGCGAUGGCGGACUCAGACGCCGAGGACCGGCUGAUGGUGGAUUUGUUCCGCGGGUACAACUCUUUGAUUCAGGUUUCUUUGAUUUCUUGGAUAGAAUAAAUGAAAAACCAUCUUUUCCUUUUUUUUUCAAAUCAAAUAGACUUUCAGCCGGUCCGAAACAAGUCUGAACUUCCGAUGAUUGUCAAAAUCGCCAUGCAACUUGUCCUUUUGAUCAACGUUGUGAGCUGUUCCUCUCAUUUUCAUUUUAUCAAAUUUUCAACUUCAGGAUGAAAAAGAGCAAGUGAUGCACACAAACGUUUGGCUUACUUUGGUUCAAAAGGAAGAGUGAUUUUUCAAAAAGUUUUUUUUCAGAAAUGGCACGAUUUUCAAUUGCAAUGGGAGCCACGAGACUACGGCGGGAUCACUCAAAUUCGUGUGGCGCCGGAAAAAAUCUGGCUUCCGGACAUUGUUCUCUUCAACAAGUUCGUUUUUUUUUUUGAAGAAAUUUUGCUUUCGUCGACCUGAAGCUUGCUGGUCGCAUUUGGAAUGGCUCAACGCGGCUGCAGAGCGGUUACCAAGAAGAUGUGUUUGAAAACGUAAAAGGUUAAAUUCAUGCUUCGAGAAGAGACCGUAAACCUUUGAGCCAUUCCAAGUGCGACCAAAGGAUAUCAUGCGAAUAAAGUCACAGCAAAGUUCAAGUGGCCAUUUAGGAAACUUGAAAAAAAUGCAGAAGCUGCCUUUUAAGCGGUUUUGAAAACCCUGAAAAACUUUUAAGGGCCUUUUUAGGAGGAAAAACAUCUUUCCAAAGCUCCUAAAAAGAUCAUUUCGGAACUCUUCUGACAUGUGAGCUGUUUUUUCCCUUUUUCACGAAAAAAAUAUCAUUUAUCGGUAUUUUAAACCUUUCUGCAACUCCGUCUCUUCAACACCUUUUCUCAUUGAAAAAGACCUUUCCGAUUAAAAUCAACUAAAAGGCGUUAGGAAGGUCUUUUGAAGGCCUUUCUUCAAAAAGCUUCUUUUUAGGUACAUUUCUACUAUGUGGUUUGAACGCUUUGGGAUUUCAGUGCAGAUGGGAACUACGAGGUCUCUUUCAUGUGCAACGUGCUCGUUCUCAGCAACGGAGACGUUCUUUGGGUCCCCCCGGCCAUUUACAAGAGCAGUUGUAUCAUUGGUAUCUUCACAGAGUACGUUUGGAUUGAUGUAUCUGAUGUUUGCAGAUGUCGAAUUCUUCCCAUUCGAUGAUCAACUCUGCAGCCUCACCUUCGGCAGUUGGACUGUUCGUUUUUGAAGUUUAUUUGAAAGCUAUAACUAGGAAAAGGGCUUACUUGGUAGACUUUUUUGGUAGGUAGGCUGAGGAUAGAUUAGUCUGAAAAAAAAAUUAAUAUUUAGCGCUACAGGCUGUUAAAAAAGCUUGUCGAAGUAGUGCAAAAGAAACAAAUAACUUUUCCCAUUGGUUUAUCUCCUGUUCUCUCCUUUUCUCUUGCCAUAUUAGGAAACCCUCAUAGAUCAUUUUUCAGUACAACCGCGAUGAGAUCAAGCUCGAUUUUUUGCACUCGGACCGCGUUGACUUUUCCGAAUAUGCGACCAGUUCAAUAUGGGAUAUGAUGGUAUUUUUCUCUUUUUCGUGAUAUUUUCAGUAAAAAUCUCUUCAGGAUGGCCCGGCAGUACUGACAGCUGACCGAAGUCGGAUAGAGUUUCAAAUUAGGAUACGGUAAUACCCAAUACUCUCUUAUCUUUAAAAUUUUUCAUUUCAGAAGAAAAACACUUUUCUAUUCGGUCGUCUUGAUCCUGCCAACCGUCCUCAUGGCUUUUUUGAACGUCACUGUCUUUUACUUGCCUACAGCCUCGGGUAUAACUUGUUCAAUUGUGAAAAAAAUGAGACUUCCAGGGGAAAAAAUGGGUCUCACCAUGAACGUCUUGCUCUCGAUCGUUGUGUUUCUGUUGCUCGUUUCCAAGAUUUUGCCACCCACUUCUUCUUCCAUUCCUUUGGUACGUUGAACAGAUGGUCAUAAAAAAUAGGGGUUUUUUUUUUUGGAAUCUUUGAGGAAAGAUUGAAAUGAUGACUUGGGUCAAAACCUUUAUCUUAGCACAAUAUUCGUCUAAUCGGGUCCCGACCCAUUUCAAGCAAUUUAGAAAAUAAAGAGAACCGUCACGGGCAAGUCCAACCAGCCUCAAAAGAAAGAGUCUUUUUUUUAAAGUGAUCUCGUUUUUUCAUCUUUUCCCGUCUUCUUUUUUCUUUUUCUCUCAAAAAGGUCGAAAAUGUAAUUUAGGUUGCCAAAUACCUGCUUCUCACCUUCGUGCUCAAUAUCAUCACGAUCGUCGUGACGACAAUCAUCUGCAACAUUUACUUCAGAAGCCCCAUCACUCACAGACUUCCGCCGUGGGUCCGAAAAGUGUUCCUCGACGUUAGUUUUCUUUUCCGAUCUUCCAAAAAAAAAAAAAUAGUUCGACAUAUCGUUCGGAAUUUAUUUUGAAAGUGGGCCUCAGUGACAAAUUUCGUUGGUAUUCAAAAAUAAUAUACACGAAAAGCGCCUUUCUCAUCCUUCGGAUGCUUAUGAGCCAUUAAGGGAUCACUCAAGUGUUGGUAGUCUAUCUUCAGUAAUCGCAAAUGUCAGACGCCACCUCAAAAGCGAGUCUAGAAAACUUGGUUGGAAUAUAUUUCUUUCUUCAAUUUUUGUUGAAUAUCAGCAUGAAGGAAAGAAACUUUGAGCUCUCCUUGGGUCUAACUCUUUGUUCGAAGCUUAAUUUUUCAAGCUUUUUCAAGAAAGAGCUUCUAGAUUCUUCCACUUCUGAUGUGCAUGCAAAGGCCGCAUCGCAAGAACGUCCUGCACAAGCAACAGCGGAAAAUGCUGAUGCAAGGACCGUCGAUAGACAAAAAUCCGCUCCAAACCGACGAGCAUCACCCUCUCUGCAGACACACCGAGCAUCAGUACAUCGUAACUUUAGUUCUACGAGUCAAUAACUGUUCAGAGAGAACUCCAAAAAGAUUCGCGUCCACCACGACUGUGUCGAGGAACUGUCUCCUGAGGCUCAGCGAGCCAUCGACGCCAUCGAGUUCAUCACCGAGAACCGUCGAGAUGAGGAGAUCACUAAACAGGUAGGGCAAAUUUUAAAGGUACAUCCUUUAGUAUUUGGGUCAUUUGUUUUCGGAGAAAGAUCUGAGCUUUCAGAAAUUUCAUUCCAAAUCACAACUGCGAAAAGAAGGCCCGAGCAGCCACAUGAAUACUUUGUGUUUAAAGAUCAUUCGAAAAAAACAUAUGAAAAAAAAAAAAUCUUGAAAGUUUCGAAAUGAAAGUUUUUCGAUUUUGCAACUUAUCAAAAUUCCAUUCGAGUUCAGCCCCACAUAUCACUGUUCAAUAGAGCUUACAAGGUUGUUCAAACAUCAUGAAAGCGAAAAUCAUGAAAGUUUCGCCGCAAAAAUCUAUGUCGCGACUUACUUCUGCGCCUUUAAACAACCCAGGAAGAGUUUUCGAACGGAUAUAAAGAAAAAUAUCGUCCUAGAUGAAUUUCAUAACGAAUUCAUCACAACUUCAGUUCCGAGACGAUUGGAAGUUCAUUGCGAGCGUCGUCGAUCGCUUUUUGUUGUAUGGAUUUUUCGGAGCGACUCUUGGAGGAACAAUCGGUUAGUUAUUCGGCUUUUACUGAUUCAAAAAAUGCUUCAGGGAUCGUCUUCUCAGCUCCUUCCGUCUUCGAAUACGUCGACGAAGAGAAGACUCUGAAACGACUUCGACAACUCUACAAGAUGGGGCUGACCAACGACUCUUAUCCGCCUUUCGAUAUGUGA
This is a messenger RNA of Caenorhabditis auriculariae, 8486 nucleotides long. NCBI's taxonomy places the organism in Eukaryota, Metazoa, Nematoda, Chromadorea, Rhabditida, Rhabditidae. The record is from the annotation of a GenBank genome assembly.